AUGUCUCAGCACCGCCCCACGUCCGACUCCAAGAGGGCUUUGGACGGCAGUCCUGAGACCCACAUCGGGGAUGAUGCCCCCGAGGAGGAGGUCCCGAUGCCCCCCAACUACCUGCUGCUCACCAUCUUCUCCUGCUUCUGCCCCGCGUACCCCAUCAACAUAGUGGGCUUCGUCUUCUCCAUCAUGUCUCUAAACAGCUUUAACCAAGGUGACAUAGAAGGGGCAAAGAGACUGGGCCGAAACGCCAAGUGGGUUGCUAUUGCGUCAAUCAUCAUUGGCCUUGUGAUUAUCACCAUUUCUUGUGUGGUCCACUUCACAAUGAAAAGAUCUUGAUAAUCUGAGAGCUCGAAACUACAAUGAAGGAAGGAUUAACAGCAUCUGAGCAUGGCAGACCAGGCGUUUCUGAAGAGUGGCCCUUCAUUUCAGACUGUCAGAUCUUAUUCUUGUCCUCUCAGGCCUUCCAGAGGCAGGUCCUUGGUGAAUGAGCUAAAAAAAAUACAAUGUUUAUGAAAUAUGAGGGGCAUGACCAGCUCAGCCAAAGUAUCUAUUUGUUAAAAAAAAAAAGCACCUCCAUUUGCCAUCAGCCACCCUGCCCUUGUCCUUUCUCCUCUUCUU
Trichosurus vulpecula (common brushtail) is the source of this 615-nucleotide messenger RNA. RefSeq names its product transmembrane protein 233 (gene TMEM233). Gene Ontology annotation, cellular component: membrane. The record is from RefSeq and is a predicted model, not a curated record. Bases 1 to 333 code for a protein of 110 amino acids. NCBI's taxonomy places the organism in Eukaryota, Metazoa, Chordata, Mammalia, Diprotodontia, Phalangeridae. The transcript has 3 exons.